Messenger RNA from Naegleria gruberi, 1937 nucleotides. Its product is annotated as N-acetylglucosamine-1-phosphodiester alpha-N-acetylglucosaminidase. The transcript has a single exon. The coding region runs from base 1 to 1677 and encodes 558 amino acids. The record is from RefSeq and is a predicted model, not a curated record. Lineage: Eukaryota; Heterolobosea; Eutetramitea; Acrasida; Naegleriidae.
AUGAGACUCUCCCGCUCUUCGUCUCUUUGUAGCGUUUUGUUCUCCGUGCUCCUUCUUAUGAUAUUGAUGAUAACAAUUGUCAACACUCACAAUUUACUAGUUGAGAGUAAGAGUUUGAAAAUGAUAACCGAGCACACAAUAACGGAGGAUAUUGCCUCUAAUCCCUACUCAAAGGAUCAAUUAAAUUAUAAUCAAUUGAAACCUCUCCGAGAACAUUUGAAACGAGUGGGAAUGAUGAAAAGGUCUCCUCAUAAAAGACAGGAAGGAACUGAGGAAAUGGUAGAGACUCAGGGUGAUGCUGCAAGUGAAUUUAUUCCGUAUGAAAUGUUUCCUGUUGCAAGAAGAGAGCUUGUUGGAAAGGAUAAAAAAGCAGAUAUUGAAUAUAAAUUCUUGGGAUUGGACUUUGGAGGUCAAUAUGUGAAUGGUCACAUGUUGAUUUUAAAGAAUCCGAUGAAACAUUUUUCAAUUGUUGAACCAGGUCCACCAAAUUCUCCCCAACCAAAAACAUCAAAACAAGCAAACACUUCACCAAUUUCAAAAGUCUGGGAGGCUUAUGAAGGAAAAAGAGAUUUAAGAGGAGGAUGUUACUAUAAUGUCACAGCACCUGUGAGAGAUAUUGCCAAGUAUCAUGCUAAUGGUUAUUUUUGCCAUUAUACUACAAAUGCAGGAUUUUUCAAUACUCACAAACAUACAUGUUUGGGAAAUGUAGUAUCUGAUGGUAGAAUUUCACAUGUCAGCACUAAUCACAAUGUAAAUUUUGGAAUUACAAAGGAUGGAAAAUACUUUAUUGGAUAUACUGAUGAGAAUACUAAAUUGGAGGAUUUUGAUCAAAUGAUUUCAGGAGUAAUUUGGCUUGUUCGUAAGGGUGAAUCCUAUGUUGAUGAGAGCUCUAAAAUUGAGGAUAUGUCCAUACAAGAAACUGGCAAUGCUAAAAGAUUUAUCACUGUUAGAGCCUCAAGAUCUGCAUUGGGUCAUGACAAGGAGGGGCGUCUCGUUCUUGUCUCUAUUGAUGGAGAUGGAAAUCACAAUAAGGGUCCAACCUUGUACGAGUUGGCCACCCUUAUGAUCGAAUUAGGAGUUGAAAAUGCUAUCAAUUUGGAUGGAGGAGGAUCUGUUACAGUUGUUCGUGAUAAUGAUGUUGUCAUUAAUAGUGUCAGUGAUGGUUGCUCAGCUAGUGCCUCUGACUAUGAUGCUGAUUUUGCUGACAGAAAUUCCUAUUUCAGAUGUGCAAGAAAAGUAAUGACUUCAACAUGUUUCCAUGAUGAUGUCAGUGAAGAGGAAAGAGAUAUUCAAAAGGCCCUUGAGGGCAUUGACAAACCAGAAUUCUCUUCAAGAAUAGAUCAAUUCAUCAAGCUUGUUCAAAUCUUGAUAGCAGCAGUUAUUGCCAUUGGUUUAUUCAUUGGAUUGUCAAUUAUUGCCUUUGCUUGCACAAUGUGUUUCUGUGGAAAGAGCAUUCAAAGUGGACCUAAAUAUUCCAAACUUGGUGGUCAAGAUUUGGAAAUGAUGAACGUUCCUAUUGAAGAAGAUAGUGACAAUGCUGAUAUUCUUCAAUCAGUCGAUAAGGAAUUUAUGUCUAGUCCAUCAGCAACAAAGCCAAAUACUAAUGUAAAAAUCAAACACGAAAAUAAUUCCUCAAAUGACGAUGCCACCAAAUGCACUCCAGAAUCCAAGCAAUAAUGAUUCUAAUAAUUUACGAAUCCAAGUUUAUAGUGAGACGUGUGGUUUUUAAGGCAGACUUGCGAAUGCAAUCUUCAUAUUUUUUCCAAUAUCUUUGUCGUUUCCAUUCAGUCUGAAUCCAAUGAAGAGGAAUGGAUCUAAAUUCUGCCAAUUCAUGUCUACAGUUGUAAACUGUUUGCAUGGUAACAAUUUUCAUAAAUCCAUUAUGCAUACAAUUAUAGUAAUUUCCAUACAUUGAAUAAAUACUAUGAUUUUCUACU